Molecule: messenger RNA, 842 nt
Organism: Tilletiaria anomala UBC 951
Lineage: Eukaryota; Fungi; Basidiomycota; Exobasidiomycetes; Georgefischeriales; Tilletiariaceae
Exons: 1
Coding region: 75-521 (148 amino acids)
Source: RefSeq, a predicted model, not a curated record
UCGUUGAUCGCCUGACCACUGCCCGCCAUACCUGCAAGCCGAUACGCAGAACCUACUAUCUAGUCGCUUUUUUGAUGCCGUUUGCCGCCCGAGUCGUGUCUCACAAUGAACCCAAAGCGCCCAUGGCGCAUUUGGGCUCAACACUGCACUCCUUCGCAAUGAUACACGCCGGCGUGCUCAUCGCAGUGGUCAGUGUGCUGAAUUUUUCGCAGGCAUUCGCCACCGCACUAGCACUGGGCUUUCCCCUCGCCCUUUCCUCCAUAUUCGGGCCAGGCAAGCGCCGGUGGUCCCUCCUGCGACUCCUCAUGAUCCUUGUCGCUGUGGUCCUUGUCACCGAGGCGCUUUUGUGGCGAAUUCCGCAUAUCGUCGACGACGCGUUGGUCUUCCUGCAGAAUGUCCUCGACGAGCUUCUGUGGGACUGGCAGGUCUUGCGUUCUUCGACCGUUCCAUACUUCAUGCUUGGCGUUCUACCCAUUAUUCUCGAGGCCAGUAGCGCCGUGCUACUCGAUAUGCAUAAUUGAGCACAAGCACGAACUAUUCAAUCUCACAAUAUCUCAAUGGUUUUUUUAUGCCUUUUCCUUUUUUUUGUCUCGGGGGUGCCAAAACAUGCGAUGGUUUAAAAUGGGGGUCUGUGUUCUGACGGUGUAUGUGAGAGUACCGAGUAUGGAUGUUAUGUCUCAAGUCGCGCACAGGGAGGGGAAAGGGCGGCCUCCAGAAGCCCAGUUGCGUUUAUGAUGAGACGCUCUCUGAAUACCGCUUGGGCCCAGCCCCGAUCAGGUCCUAUUUAAAGGAGGUCCGUUCCCCACUUCAUCGCCCUCGUUUCUCUUUUGCUUCCACUCCUC